AUGGAUGUCCCCGAGCCCGAGCAGUCGCCCUUUACCGCCAUGUCGGCGCACACCUCCAGACUGACCCGGAAAUACCAAUCCUACCUCGACGCCUCAACCCCCUACACUAUCUAUCGCUGGGUUGGCACCGGUGUUCUGCUCUUCUGUUUCUUCCUGCGGAUUGUCUUCGCGCAAGGAUGGUAUAUCGUCGCCUACACUCUCGGCAUUUACCUCCUUAACCUUUUCCUCGCUUUCCUGACACCCAAGUUCGACCCUUCCCUCACACAAGAUGAAGGCCUGGAAGACGGUGACGCUGGCGCUUCCCCCAGCCUUCCCACCAAGCAGGACGACGAGUUCCGGCCGUUCAUCCGCCGCCUGCCCGAGUUCAAGUUCUGGCACGCCGCCACCCGUGCUAUCACCAUCGGCUUCCUGUGCAGUUGGUUCUCCGUCUUCGACAUCCCCGUAUUCUGGCCCGUCCUCGUGGUCUACUGGAUCAUCCUGUUUGUCCUGACCAUGCGCCGCCAAAUCCAGCACAUGAUCAAAUACCGCUACGUGCCCUUCUCUUUCGGCAAGACGCGGUACGGCCGCUCAUGAGCAUCUUCUUUUCGCUGUCCUUUUUAAUCCCGCCUCUCUGGUUUCUAUAAUCAGAGAUGCUUUGUGAAUGUCAACGUUUGUAUGUGUCUCAGCGGCAGCCAUGGAUAUGAUUCGAGCGAGGGGAAAAGAACCUGGGUUGUGGGUUCAUGGCGAUCUAUCAUGAUUUGCCCUGUAAUUCGUAUUACUCUAGAGGGCGCCUUGGUUC
This is a messenger RNA of Penicillium cinerascens, 778 nucleotides long. RefSeq names its product Rer1 family protein. The record is from RefSeq and is a predicted model, not a curated record. The transcript is spliced from 4 exons. Gene Ontology annotation, cellular component: Golgi membrane. Gene Ontology annotation, biological process: retrograde vesicle-mediated transport, Golgi to endoplasmic reticulum; protein retention in ER lumen. NCBI's taxonomy places the organism in Eukaryota, Fungi, Ascomycota, Eurotiomycetes, Eurotiales, Aspergillaceae. The coding region runs from base 1 to 573 and encodes 190 amino acids.